UAUACUGAAGCGUAAACAUAUAGGUCGCGUGGGUCUCGAGCUCACAUGUUGUUAUAUAAUCAAUGAUCACUACUACGCCAUCACCAUGUCAAUUUAAUAAUAUUUUUUGAACAAAAAUCCUAAACCAACCUCUUCUUGCUACGUCUCCAUUCACAGUUGCUGUUCCUCCCGGUCGUUGUUUGCACAAACUCAGCCUCAAUCCAAUACGAUCUAAUCUGAUAAAAUAGUAAGGAUACUUAUAACUGUUUUCCCUUGGUAUGGUAUUUCAUCAUAUGGGUGUGUUUAAGUUUUCAUCUUUCACCGGAUAAACAUGAAGAAUUAACCAUGCUCUAGUCAAAACUUGUUUUGCUCAAAAUUCAAUAACUUGGUCUGCUUAAAGAUAUUGGCUUGAUCCCUCACACCUGCAAAAUUGAAUGGCACCCUCAAUUUGUUUUCUUCUUCUAUCCCUUCUGUUCCUUUCAUCCUCCACAAGUGGUACUGAUGAAGAGGGUUUCAUCUCUGUGAUCAUAUCUGAUAAGGGCCUUGAUUUUGCCAAGGAUAUUCUGAUAGACCAAGCUGUUGCCUCUAUUGUUCAGUCUCAGCUGCCACAGAUUGAGAAGACUGUGCAAGUCCCUCUUGUUGGAAAAGCCAAAGUGGUUCUUUCUGACAUCACUAUCAAUCAUAUCCAAGUUAAUUCUUCAUCUGUUAAUACUGGAGAGACAGGCAUUGCUCUUGUCGUUUCUGGUGCCACUGCCGACUUGAGUUUGAACUGGAGGUACUCUGUUAGCAGUUGGUUAGUCCCAAUUGGAAUUUCGGACAGUGGAACCGCUACUGUGAAGGUUAAUGAUUUGCAAGUGGGACUUACUGUGAAUUUAAGAAACCAAGAAGGAACUCUUAAGUUGAAUCUCCUGGAUUCUGGAUGUCAUGUUAGAGAUUUAUCUAUAAAGUUGCAUGGUGGAGCAGCUUGGCUUUAUCAAGUGCUAGUAGAUGCUUUUGCAGGAAAUAUAGCAUCUGCAGUUGAAGAGGCAAUUUCUAAGAAAAUAAAUGAGGGGAUAUCAACUCUUGACCUUUUAUUGCAAUCUCUUCCAAAAACAAUCCCAUUAGACGAAACUGCUGCUCUAAAUGUUUCUUUCAUGGACAACCCAGUGCUGAGUGAUUCUGCUAUUGAAUUAGAAAUUAAUGGUUUAUUCACAGGGAGAAAUGAAGUUUUGGUACCUCAAGCUUACUACAGAGGAUCAGGCCUUUCUCUUUCUGCUUCCUGUGGUGGCAGUUCACCAAAGAUGAUAACAAUUUCAUUACAUGAAAGUGUUUUCAAAUCCGGUUCCAUGCUUUACUUCACUGCAGAUAGUAUGCAAUGGAUUGUUGAUGAACUUCCUGAUCAGGCCCUUCUGAACACUGCUGAAUGGAGAUUCCUUAUUCCACAAUUAUACAAAAAAUAUCCAAAUGACGACAUGAAUCUUAAUAUCUCUGUAUCUUCUCCACCAGAUAUACAAGUGACAAACAAAGAUGUCAGUGUCAACAUUUUCAUAGAUAUAACAAUUGAUGUUCUGGAAGAUGGUGAAGUCAUACCUGUUGCAUGCAUCUCGGUGGAUUUUAGUGCCUCUUUUGCUGUGGAAAUCUUAGGAAACAAUCUUGCUGGUUGGCUUAAAUUGAGAAAGUUUUCCACAUCCUUGAAAUGGAGUAAAAUAGGGAAACUGCACAUGAAUUUGAUUCAGUCUGUGACAUCAACCGUCCUCAAGACCGUCAUCAUACCAUACCUGAACUCGCAGUUAUUGAGAGGAAUUCCACUGCCAAUUCUUAAUGGUUUUGCCAUUAAGAAUGUUUGUAUAUUGUAUGCUCCCCCUCGGAUUACUGUGUGUAGUGAUGUUUCUUUCUGAGGAGACUACUAUCUCAACCAAUUACCAGCUUAUGAAUCAUAAAGAUGCUCUGAUUAGAGAUCCGUCUGCUUUGUGUACUAAGUGGUAAUAAGGUAAUGAGCAACUUGUCAAGAUAGCUGUGAAGAGUGAAUGACAUGAACAACACAAGUCCAUUUGUGGAUAUAUUUCAUCAUUGGUGGAGCUCUGGAUUUUACCUGUUGAAAAUCAUGCUGUCCUGAAGAUUACAAGAAAAGACUGCCAAUAGUCAAACGUCCUAAUUGGUUGGGGAUGCCCUGGGCUCUUUAUUAAUUUUAAUCAGGGAUUGGCAUUAUUAUUUGUAAAUUUGUGAAAAUAAUAUUAACUUUUGUUUGGAUGUAUCAUACUAGAUUAGUAUUUUUCUUUCCCAGGUAUUAACAAAUAACAAAUACUAAUUAUUUAAAAUAAAAAACAUUUAUUUCUGCACCACUA
This is a messenger RNA of Glycine soja, 2303 nucleotides long. RefSeq names its product putative BPI/LBP family protein At1g04970. Lineage: Eukaryota; Viridiplantae; Streptophyta; Magnoliopsida; Fabales; Fabaceae. The record is from RefSeq and is a predicted model, not a curated record. Gene Ontology annotation, molecular function: lipid binding. The transcript is spliced from 6 exons. Bases 414 to 1856 code for a protein of 480 amino acids.